Messenger RNA from Girardinichthys multiradiatus, 1865 nucleotides. RefSeq lists its product as uncharacterized. The record is from RefSeq and is a predicted model, not a curated record. Bases 28 to 756 code for a protein of 242 amino acids. Lineage: Eukaryota; Metazoa; Chordata; Actinopteri; Cyprinodontiformes; Goodeidae. The transcript has 7 exons.
ACUGUGUUCGGGGAAAACUGAGCAACAAUGAGGACCAUUUCUGUCUUCUGCUUUCUUAAUACAGUUAUAUUGACACUGGGUGCUGAGAUCAACAUUGAGGCAACUGAAGGGGGGAAAGUCUCAUUUAAGUGCUCUCACAAACUGGCAAGUAACAACAUGAAGUACUUAUGCAAAGAUCCCUGCAAAGCUGAAGACAUAUUGGUUAAUGUAUCACCUGGUGAGACAGCAAACUCUGGAAGGAUAAAUCUGCUGGACUAUGGGGAUGGCUCCUUCACUGUUAACAUCACGAAUCUUCAGAUGUCAGACUCACACAUGUACUGGUGCGCAGUCAUCAGGUCUUUGCAUAAUACCUACACAUCAAUAAACCUUACAGUACUUAAAGCAUUUAAAGCAACCUUUCCACCCACUGUUUCUUCCUUCUGGUUUCCGAAUGUCACCAACUCAACACCGAUGACAACCAGUAUGGGAACAAAUACAACAGGAAACAUCCUAAAAGAGAAAAAAGGGACCACUGCAAAGGACAUUAGCAUCAAUCUCAGCACCAUGCUGUAUGCUGCCGCUGGGACCACUGCCACUCUCAUAAUCUUCUUACUGGCUACAUACUUCAGGAACCGCAGAGGAGCUUCAAAACCUCAGCUUCAUGUUUGCCCCGACAACAGAGACUCCAGGAAUAAGGAUUGUUAUGAAGCAAAGAAACCGAAAACAGGAAGAGCAUUCUUGACGCUGUUGGGUCCACGCAUAAAAGAAGCUCACUGAGUUACUGAAAGUAAAUGUGACAAAGGAGUAAAGAGUGAUAAAAAGUCAUCUGAGGGCAUUUCAGCCAGUAUUGACCCCCUACGCCAGUAUCCGAAAGCAUCUACAGGUCCAGGAUUUGAAUGCCCUGUUUUAAUUUAUGAAAAUCUUCCUUUCUCUGGUGGUGCUUCUGGUUCAAGACGUUCACCUGCAGAUCAGCAAAACAUCGACGAUAUAAACAACCGGAUCUACAUCACACCAUUGCCUUCUGCAGUAUCAGAAAGAGCAGCUGGCAGCUUUGACAGAAAACACACAACUGACCCGUCGAGAGGAGAGACGGCCAACCGUAUAAACAGCGUCUCUCAAUCUGUCUCCACAGAACCGCCUUCCAGGUCGCAUUGGUUUGGUUUAGAUGUGUCAGAAAUAAAUCACGUUUAGAAUGCUAAUUCAGUACUUUUUAUUAAUAGUAAUGUCACUAUAAACAAUAUUUAUGUGGGCGUACACUAUACCUCUGCUUUUAAUGUUAGUUAUGAACCCUACUAACAAAAGACCUACUAAAAGCUUUAAAGAAAUUUAGAAAGCAGAGAAAAAAGUGUAAAUAAAAAAGUUAAUUUCAUGGUAUACUUGGUUUUGUAUAGUGCUUCAAAGAUAAUAUUCUAACAAUGCAAUUAAAGAAACAAAAAGCACUUUCCAUAAACACUCCAUGUACGUGAUUUAUGAAGCUGAAACAUGAUGUUUUUGUCACAACAAGCUGCUCAUUUAUAAAUGCUUCAGGCCUUAUAGCAAAUUAUGUGGCUAUUGACAUAUAAAUGUGCUGUAUAUCUUUACAUUGAUAAAUGUUUACAUCAACUGUCAAAUAGUGUACAUACGUUGUCUGGGCUGUUGUUUAUUGUCCUUGACUGUGUAAACUCAUCAUAAAAAGAGUAAAGUAGACAUAUUACCUUACUACGUUAUUCUAUUUUACUAACUUUGCAUAAGCAAGCUUUGGAAAUAUCCUUUUGUUUAUAACUUUGACUUUAACUUGACUAAAUUUAUUUGUUAAAUGUAUAGCAUAUAGCUUUGACACCAUUAUCUUUCCUUUUCUGAUUUUGUGAAUUCCCUAUACUUUUAAUAAUUAUUAAUAAAAGGGAAAA